This is a messenger RNA of Owenia fusiformis, 1210 nucleotides long. NCBI's taxonomy places the organism in Eukaryota, Metazoa, Annelida, Polychaeta, Sabellida, Oweniidae. The record is from the annotation of a GenBank genome assembly.
UUUUACCCUUUCCUAUAACUUCCUGUUUGAUUUUUGAGAAUAUUUCAAGGAAAAGAUGCACAAUCUGUAUCUUAGGAGGGUCUUGCUAACCUGUUAUAAUAAAACACACGGUGUUGUGAAUGUGCAGAUUUGUAGAUCAUAUUGUGAUAGACAACCAAAGACUGAUCAAAUUCAGCUGUCUAGAAAAUCUCCAAAAACUGAAAGAAGAGAUCAGAUCGGACCACCUGAUGUAAAAUCAAAUCUCCGACAUGUCAAGUUCCAUGUACCAGAGAAUGAAACUGCUAGUGAACGUGCUUUUAGGGAGCGCAUGGAAGAAAUCCAACAAUGGAAUCAAGAUUUCUGGGAAAAUCAUAAUAAUUUAUACCGUAAGGCCAAAAAAGAAUAUGUCGCCGCCAAAUUAGAUCAACUCGGACAUUUUCACGAUGAUGGGACAAAAAGAAACUUGUCACCGGAUGAGAUGGCAGAUUUUUAUAGAGAAUUCUCAAUAGAAAAUAGAAAUAAACACAUAAGAUAUAAUAAAGAAUGGUAUAAAAUGAACAUUUUAUCCUUAUGGCCAGCGUUGAAAUUAGCCACAUCCCAGAUCUUUAAAGCAAAAACAUGACACAAUGCAUCCUCAGAUUCACCAUUGACUAUUUUAGAAGGAACUGCCACAUUUCAUGGAUACAAAAUACACUGAAAAUCCUCUCUAAACCUAAUAGCUGAUUCGAAAGUGCAUCACCCAGAAGUUGACAUUUCAUUCAUCAGUUAAGUUACAGAUUGAUCUGUUUAUAUGGACUAUAGAUUAAGGCUUAUCAAUGAAACUAGAAUAUAUAGAGAUUAUACGAUACGAGGUUUGGGAAUUUAUACUCAGAUUAUCAUAUUGUGUUCUGUAAUCUUAAUCAAAACAAAACAAAUGUAUUGUAAUUUCUAUGUACAAUCAUCUAUGCAUACCCGUUAUUUACAAUAAUUUGCUGUACAAUAAAUUCAUAAUAAAAUACAAAUCAAAUACAGUUGAGUAUGUCAUUUUAUAUUUUAAUGGAGAUUGGAUUCACAGGAAAAUGUUGCAUGACAUUCUGCCCUUCUACAAUACAAGCCCUGAAGACAUUAUUUUUGUAUUAUUUUAUCCAAAAUCACUAAAAUUGCAUUAGGAAGAGCCACCAAAAUUUAUGUAAAGAUAAACAUUGGUAGCUUACACGUAAAUGUUAAAAAAUAGUACCAUGGGUACUGGGCU